Molecule: messenger RNA, 1537 nt
Organism: Lolium rigidum
Lineage: Eukaryota; Viridiplantae; Streptophyta; Magnoliopsida; Poales; Poaceae
Product: protein ABHD18-like
Exons: 6
Coding region: 203-1303 (366 amino acids)
Source: RefSeq, a predicted model, not a curated record
GGGACAGAACUACACGCCGCGGCCGUCCCCCACCACCUUCUCUCUCACGACAACGCGACCAACUCCCCUCUCAAUCUCCAGCCAAAUCACGCCCGCCGUCUUCCUCGCGGCGCCGCGGAUUCAACGAGGCAUUCAUCAGUGUCUGUGAUUGCAACUGGUAACAAAGACCGAGUAAUCAACAUUGACAAGAAAAUCUGUGAAUAUGGUAACAGUGAAUGUUGGGAUGGUACAUUAUGUACUGGACCACAUAUAUGGGACGCUCCUCCAUCGCACGAAAAUAGGAACGCCAUUUUUCUCAAAAGGAUGGGGAGGUACCAAACUUGUGUUGCUAGAGAGGAUGGUGAAGCAGAUAUUUCCUGAAGCUCCUCACCAGAACUGGCCGCCAACUGCUGUGCAGCCCAUAUGGAAAACUGUUUGGGAGACCAAGAACUCUGUUCUGCGAGAGGGUGUUUUCAGGACGACAUGCGAUGAGCGCCUAAUUCAUGCGCUGCCUCCGGAGAGUCACAGCGCAAGAGUUGCCUUUCUUACACCCAAGUCUGUCUCACCAGAGAAGAUGUCGUGCGUGGUCCAUCUGGCAGGCACUGGUGAUCACUCAUUCGAGAGAAGGCUCCGGCUUGGUGGACCACUUGUGAAGGACAACAUUGCAACUAUGGUUCUUGAGAGCCCCUAUUAUGGGCAACGACGUCCAAGCAUGCAGCAUGGGGCAAAGCUUCAAUGCGUCAGUGACUUGCUACUCUUAGGAAAAGCCACCAUUGAUGAAGCUCGCAGCCUCUUGUACUGGUUGCAGGCUGAGGCUGGUUAUGGCAAGUUGGGCAUAUGUGGGCUCAGCAUGGGUGGCGUACAUGCUGCAAUGGUUGGAUCCUUGCAUCCUACACCAAUUGCCACACUACCAUUUCUUGCCCCACAUUCUGCUGUGGUGCCUUUCUGUGAAGGGCUUUACAGACAUGCCACAGCUUGGGAAGCAUUGAGAGAAGAUGCAGCAGCAUUAGCUCAAGAUGCAACGUCUUUGGCAGAGGAUGCGGCACAGGAAUCUGGAAUCACUAUUGAGCAAGUAAAGGACAGGUUACGAUCCGUGCUCUCUCUGACUGACGUCACUCGAUUUCCACUACCGAAGAAUCCGCAGGCUGUCAUAUUUGUUGGUGCAACGGACGACGGUUACAUCCCCAAACACUCAAUCAUGCAGCUCCAGAAGGCAUGGCCAGGCUCAGAAGUCCGUUGGGUCACAGGAGGCCACGUGUCCUCCUUUUUACUCCACAACGACUCGUUUCGCAAGGCAAUCGUUGACGCCCUUGACAGAUUAUAGCACUGGAGGGUGCUCGCAUCCUUGUUUCUGCGUUAUUCUUGUGUACACAGGGAUAUGACACCAAUUGAACUCUGCAAGCUCAUGAUAGAUACAUUUCUUCAUAUUAAAAAAGAGAGCCAAAAAUGGCAUAUUUGGUUGUUGUAACUUAAAUUCAUACGAUUCCCUGUUGGGAUAAUGGUUGUAGCUCGCAUUUGUAACUUGUAACACCAAUACAAUGACCUGUUGAUUGUUUAA